UCCACUGUGGGACUCUGUGAAGGAGCACAAAAAUGAAGGUGCCUUGGCUUCAAAACAGCGUCCUCUGUUAGCAAUCUGUGUGUAUAUAUAUAAAUCGUUGGGCGGAGCUCUAGACAACGAGGUACACCGUUUCUCAGAAAGAGAGGAACCUUAACGGCGGUGGGUACGCACGCACGCUAUUGCAUCAAUUGCUGUUUUUCCUAAUGGCAACGGAGGAAAAAAGGAAAUCGGUGCCGCAGGCUGUAUUAGCAGUCGGCUCGUUACCGACACCUCAGGGCUACAAUAACAAUAAUAAUAAUAACAACAACAAUAACAAUAAAGACAGCGAGGUAAGCGAGAAUACGACCACCUCGAGCGCUACCGAAUCAAGUGGAACGGAAACGCACAGCAUCGGGAACGGUUGUGGAGUCAAUCCAACAGUGGGAAAUAACGGGAAAUGGGUCCGUUUGAACGUGGGCGGUACCGUAUUCCUCACAACGCGGCAUACCCUACUCAAAGAACAGACUUCAUUUCUCUAUCGGCUCUGCCAACAACAGGACUUGCAUUCGGACACGGAUGAGACAGGGGCCUAUGUGAUAGACAGAGACCCCACCUACUUUGGCCCCAUCCUCAACUACCUGCGACACGGAAAACUGGUCUACAACAAGGAGUUGGCUGAAGAAGGUGUGUUGGAGGAGGCUGAGUUCUACAACAUCACUCCUCUGAUCAAACUGAUCAAGGAGCGGAUCCUGGAGCGGGACUGUAAAGUCACACAGCAGGUGCCUCCUAAACAUGUGUACCGGGUGCUGCAGUGCCAGGAGGAGGAGCUGACCCAGAUGGUUUCCACCAUGUCGGACGGCUGGCAGUUUGAGCAGGUCAGCGUACGCGCCUGCCGAAAGCCCCACACUGGACUGCUCUGGACUAUGGUGAACAUUGGUUCGUCGUACAGCUAUGGGACAGAGGACCAGGCAGAGUUUCUGUGUGUGGUGUCCAAGGAGCUACACACACCUGGCUCAGGCCUGGGCACUGAACAGAGCCACAAGACCAAGGUGACACUGACACACAGGAAACACACACGGGUACACAUGCGUCAGAUGGAUAUACUCCUACAUUGUACACCAUUCACCUAUCACCACCAUUCACUUCCACCAAGGUCUGAAGUAGCAGGAUAUGGAUCUGUCCCUUUGUGACAUUUCUCCUUAUCCAAGAUGAUCUCGGCAUCCUUUGAUCUUAGUCUCAGCAUUCUCCACUCAAACACUCCAAUUUUUUUUUUUUACCCAUUUUCUCCCCAAUUUUGUGGUAUCCAAUUGGUAGUUACAGUCUUGUCUCAUCGCGGAAACUCCCGUACGGACUCGGGAGAGGCGAAGGUCG
Molecule: messenger RNA, 1350 nt
Organism: Salmo salar (Atlantic salmon)
Lineage: Eukaryota; Metazoa; Chordata; Actinopteri; Salmoniformes; Salmonidae
Product: BTB/POZ domain-containing protein KCTD5
Biological process (GO): protein homooligomerization; proteasome-mediated ubiquitin-dependent protein catabolic process
Cellular component (GO): Cul3-RING ubiquitin ligase complex; cytoplasm
Molecular function (GO): cullin family protein binding
Source: RefSeq, a predicted model, not a curated record